UGAGCUAAUAGGCCAUUUGUUAAUUUUAUAACAACUUUAAUAUUACUUCUUUCAUUUUAUGGCCAGUAAAAAAGAGUGGAUGCAAAUGAGUGCCUCAUCCACUUUCCCUCCCACCUAACAAAAGUAGCAUAAUCCAAAAUCCUAGUAAUAAAAGUACUACAUUCAAAGCAAUGGCUCAAGCAAUCAGGAGCUUCACAAUUACAAAACCAUGCAUCCACAGUUAUCUUCAUGCUACCAAAUUGGGCAACUACCCAUCUUCAAGAUUGCUUAGACAAUGCUCAAGCAGUAGCAGGCUUUUCAAUAAUGGGUGGCAGCAGACUGAUGAAGGAAGCAAGAGUAGAAGAAGGGGAGCUUUAGUUAAAGUGAAUGCUUUACCAGAUUGGCCUCUAAUGGCAGUUUUUGUUCAUAAUCUGCAACAACUUGAUGCCCAAAGAGAAAUAAUAACCAAUAAAUCUAUUUGGCAUCUGAGUGAUGAAGCCAUUAAAAACGUUUAUGCUUUCUACAUCAUGUUCACUUGCUGGGGAUGUUUGUUUUUUGGCUCCACCAAAGAUCCAUACUAUGAUUCCGAAGUAUACAGGAAAGAUGGGGGAGAUGGUACUGGACAUUGGGUUUAUGAGAAGCAAGAGGACAUUGAAGAAUCUGCAAGGGCAGAGUUGUGGCGUGAGGAGCUGAUUGAGGAGAUUGAACAGAAGGUUGGAGGGCUGCGAGAAUUGGAAGAAGCUGGCCGCAAGUAGAAGCUUAUAUAUUGAGUUGAUUUUUCAUGUUUAUGCAUUUUUACUUUUCUCCAUGAUAAAAAAGAACCAUGUGAAACAUCACUUUGUAUAUUUUUUUCAACCUUGAUAAGCUUCCUCUGUCAUUGACGGAAUGAGCUAAACAUCAGGAAAUUAUUUUAUGGCAAACAUUUUACAUGCUUGAAAUGAAGGAU
Durio zibethinus is the source of this 925-nucleotide messenger RNA. RefSeq names its product NDH dependent flow 6 (gene PNSB4). Gene Ontology annotation, biological process: photosynthetic electron transport in photosystem I. Gene Ontology annotation, cellular component: NAD(P)H dehydrogenase complex (plastoquinone); chloroplast thylakoid membrane. The record is from RefSeq and is a predicted model, not a curated record. Lineage: Eukaryota; Viridiplantae; Streptophyta; Magnoliopsida; Malvales; Malvaceae.